AUGAGCUUGACCACGCGCGUGUUCAACCUGUUCUCGACGACAGACUCUUCCCCCGUGGACUCGACUGCGUCGACCGCUGCCUACUCCAAGACCGCCAGCACCGGUGACCAUGUCUUUCAUCCGUCUCCGAUAAGGCCCGGCGCCGACUCCUCCGUUCACAAUGCCCCGGUAUCGAUCGACGAGGAAGAGGAGCCGCGGCCUCCGUAUCUCCAUGCUAUGCUUGCGGGCGGUACCGGCGGGACAUGCGGCGACAUGCUGAUGCAUUCGCUAGAUACCGUCAAGACGAGACAACAGGGCGACCCCCACAUCCCGCCGAAAUAUACGUCCAUGACCUCGUCAUAUGCGACCAUAUACCGCCAGGAGGGUGUUCUCCGAGGCUUAUACGGAGGCGUUACUCCCGCGCUUUUCGGAUCCUUCCCGGGCACAGUGAUCUUCUUUGGAGUGUAUGAGUUUACGAAACGUCGCAUGUUGGAUGCUGGGAUCAAUGCCAAUAUUGCGUACUUGUCGGGAGGAUUCUUUGCGGAUCUCGCUGCCUCGAUCGUCUACGUCCCGUCCGAAGUUCUGAAAACGCGCCUGCAGCUGCAGGGCCGCUACAACAACCCGCAUUUCAAUUCGGGCUAUAACUACCGCUCGACCACCGAUGCACUGCGCACGAUUGUCCGCCAGGAAGGAUUCUCAGCUCUGUUUUACGGUUACAAGGCGACCAUCUUCCGCGACCUCCCCUUCUCCGCGCUGCAAUUCGCAUUCUACGAACAGGAACACAAGAUGGCGAUCGACUGGGUGGGGUCGAGGGAUAUCGGACUGGGCCUGGAGAUCCUGACGGCUGCCACGGCCGGUGGCAUGGCGGGCGUCAUUACCUGCCCCAUGGAUGUGGUGAAGACGCGCAUCCAGACCCAGCAGAACCCGGACACUGCGGCGCCCAAGUCCUCGACGGAACCGGCCUCGAUCAAGGAGAGUCCGCGCGCACACGGCGCAUCGCAGACGACGUCGACUCUGCGCACGCAUUCGCGACCGAUCUCGACCUCUGGGGCUUCGACAUCGGUGGCUCCGCCGGGGGCGCCCCGUCUGGACACAUCGUCCUUCUUCACGGGCCUGAAGAUGAUCUACCAGACGGAAGGGAUCGCGGGGUGGUUCCGCGGGGUUGGGCCUCGCGGCGUGUGGACCAGCAUUCAGAGCGGCACGAUGCUGGUUAUGUACCAGUAUUUGCUGAAGAAGCUGGAGACAUGGCAGACGAUGGGGGAGACGGGUCCCCUAUAG
This is a messenger RNA of Aspergillus terreus NIH2624, 1257 nucleotides long. RefSeq names its product putative mitochondrial carrier protein. Bases 1 to 1257 code for a protein of 418 amino acids. The transcript has 3 exons. Gene Ontology annotation, biological process: magnesium ion export from mitochondrion. The record is from RefSeq and is a predicted model, not a curated record. Lineage: Eukaryota; Fungi; Ascomycota; Eurotiomycetes; Eurotiales; Aspergillaceae. Gene Ontology annotation, molecular function: magnesium ion transmembrane transporter activity.